Centruroides sculpturatus (bark scorpion) is the source of this 429-nucleotide messenger RNA. RefSeq names its product TAF6-like RNA polymerase II p300/CBP-associated factor-associated factor 65 kDa subunit 6L. Bases 1 to 429 code for a protein of 142 amino acids. Gene Ontology annotation, biological process: RNA polymerase II preinitiation complex assembly; transcription initiation at RNA polymerase II promoter. The record is from RefSeq and is a predicted model, not a curated record. The transcript is spliced from 5 exons. Gene Ontology annotation, molecular function: RNA polymerase II general transcription initiation factor activity; transcription coactivator activity. NCBI's taxonomy places the organism in Eukaryota, Metazoa, Arthropoda, Arachnida, Scorpiones, Buthidae. Gene Ontology annotation, cellular component: SAGA complex; SLIK (SAGA-like) complex; transcription factor TFIID complex.
AUGGGCAUGGAAAAAGGCCCUCUUCGGUUAAAUCUGUUAGUACAAGCAGUACUCUACUGCAUACUUGAACCAUUAGCUGCAUCAAUUAAUCCUAUAAAUGAUCAUUGGACCUUAAGAGAUACUGCUGCUCAGCUAUUGGUCCAAAUUGUGAAAGAAUGGUCAACUCCUACAAAUGAUCUUAUGAAUCAUGUAAUUAGUUCUCUUGAAGAAUCAUUUGUUGAUUUAUCAAAACCGUUUUGUUCUCAUUAUGGUGCUGUUGUUGCAUUAAUCUCAUUUGGAGUUGAAACAGCAGAAAAAAUUAUAUAUCCUCACCUAACUCAUUACUGGCCACAUUUGACUGCUGCUCUUGAAAAUUGUAAUUACAGCAAUGCUCAAGUAAAAGCCGAUGCUCAAAAAGUUCAUGGUGUUCUGUUGUUUUAUGUUAUGUGA